This is a messenger RNA of Alosa alosa (allis shad), 1513 nucleotides long. RefSeq names its product snail family zinc finger 3 (gene snai3). Bases 134 to 1027 code for a protein of 297 amino acids. NCBI's taxonomy places the organism in Eukaryota, Metazoa, Chordata, Actinopteri, Clupeiformes, Clupeidae. The record is from RefSeq and is a predicted model, not a curated record. Gene Ontology annotation, molecular function: DNA-binding transcription factor activity, RNA polymerase II-specific; RNA polymerase II cis-regulatory region sequence-specific DNA binding. Gene Ontology annotation, biological process: regulation of DNA-templated transcription. The transcript is spliced from 3 exons.
UCAGCUAUUUAUUCAACAGUCCAUCCCUCUACAUGAACCCUCAUUCUAACAUUCUUCCGUCGCUGUGUGUGAGUCGUUGUGAAUGACAGGGUGCGCUUGAUAUUCACAUAGAGGGACUGUAGGCUACUAUAAGAUGCCACGAUCUUUCUUGGUGAAGAAACAUCUCCCAUAUAAAAAGCCAAACUAUGGUAUGCUGGAUUCAAAGAAACACGGACUUCAUGUCGGUCUGCCCGAGUACUCAUGCAGCAUGUCAAGUCCUCAGCAGUCCAUUCUGUGCUUGGAAACGGAACCGUGUCUGACCGCCUCCACUCCAAACACCCUCACACAGAUGGACCUCUUCCACGCACCGGUGUCCAAAACGCAGCCCACGCAACCCAGCCACGUAGCCUCACAGAGCCCAGAGCACGAGCACGCCACCUUUCCUGGCGCCUCUGCUGCUCCCCAUCUCCUCAGAGACUCACACGAGCCUCUGGACCUGCUGAGGCCGCCUGUGGACCUCCAGUGCUUCCGCCCGAUGCAGGAGCUGUGUGUCCCGGGGGAGGUGGUCCCCAGCAGUCCUGCAACGCUCCACGGGCUGCAGGGUCCCAUUGGCCAGGAACGCUUUGAGUGCUUCAACUGCCAUAAGGCCUACUUCACCUUCUCCGGCUUGGCCAAGCACCAGCAGCUUCAUUGCGAGUGGCAGUGUCAUAAGUUUUUCAGCUGCAAGUAUUGUGAUAAAGAGUAUGUGAGCCUGGGUGCCCUGAAGAUGCACAUACGCACACACACAUUGCCUUGUGUUUGCAAGCUCUGUGGGAAGGCCUUUUCCAGGCCUUGGCUACUGCAGGGCCACAUCCGGACACACACAGGAGAGAAGCCCUUCUCUUGUCCACACUGCAGUCGAGCCUUCGCUGACCGCUCAAACCUGCGCGCACACCUGCAGACACACUCAGACAUUAAAAAGUACCAGUGUAGGAGCUGCUCGAAGACCUUCUCCAGGAUUUCCCUUUUGUCUAAACAUGAAGAGGCGGGAUGCUGUCCAAUGUCCUGAUGUGCAGUCCAGUCCUGCUUCUUCCCCUUCACAACAAACCAAAGACUUCUGAGCGCCCCCGUAGGCUACAGGAUACACAGCAGCUUGCUCUCAGUGCCUUUUAUGGAGGAACACCGUAAGGCACUCAAAGAGUUCAAGUCCAGUGGUGAUUGGACAGAACCCAACAUCAGGAUUCUUUCCUAUGAAACUUGCAGCAUUCUGGGCUGUAGCCUAUACUGAGGCUGCAUGUGCUUGCUACUGUGGAACGGUGGGACUAUGUAGGACUACUUCUGUGUAAGCUGCGACGACAUCUGCAUGUGUAUGUGUUUAAUCACAUAUACUGUAGUGUUGAAACAGUAAUGCAUGCUUUUGAUAUACUUGAAACGUUUAUGUAAUUUCAUAUGGAUGAACUGUUGCACUAGAAUCUAGAUCUUGGAGAGAAAUGGCACUUGUUUUGUAUGAUUUAUAUUUAGGAAAAUUAAUAAAUGCAUAUUUUUUGUAAUGCUG